AUGGCAGAAGAUCCUUCGAGCUGUAGUUCUUGUUCUGAGCUACCGGACUUAGAGGAAAUGGACCUGGGAACCAAUGAGACGGAACAGCUGCUCAUUGAUUACCGAGCCCUAAGUCUAGGCGAUCCUCUCAAAUCAUACGAUGACGAUGCUUUCGAAGAGGCUAUGCAACUACGAGCCCGUGCAUUGAAUGCCUACCCGGAAAAAUUGAAUACAGCCAUCCUCCUUCUCACGGAUGCUAUUAAUCUCUGCCCGUGUUCGGCCUUGAUGCUUAUGUCCCGAGCACAAGUGUUGUUUGACAUAGGUGAACUUGCUGCUGCUAUACGGGAUCUCAAAGCUGCUACAGAGCGCUCCCCUACCCACGUUGGCUCCUUUAGGCUUCUUGGCAAAGCCUACACUUAUCUCUGCCAUUACGGAGAAGCGCUUGCAGCUUAUCAGAAGGCACAGAGCCUUGAUUAUAGCGAAGACGUUGCAGAGCUUAUUAAAGGCUUGAAUCCGAAGGUCGAAGCAGAGAAGCGGGAGGAAGCAGAGGCAAAACGUCUCUUCGAAGAACAGCAAAACAAGGCAUCUGCCAAGGCACAGGAGAAGAAGGAACAAUCAUUUGCAGACCGAGUGUAUGCAGAGGUCGAAACUGCAAAGUCUAAGGGGGGUCCCCUACCAGAAGCAUUUCGUGUUCUUGACAAUCUGAAAUCAGAGGCACAGAGCCUCUCCGCCUCCACAGCUCAGAAGUUGCUAUCGAAUAACACUACUGCUCAGGCCAUGGAGGACCCUGAGUUUACUCGGAAGCUUGACGAAGUCGCCAAGGAUCCGGCCGCCGCUGCCGUUCACAUGAGAGACCCUAAGUUUGCUAAGGCGUUCAUGGAAAUUAUCAACUGCUUCAAGUAA
Molecule: messenger RNA, 882 nt
Organism: Giardia duodenalis
Lineage: Eukaryota; Fornicata; Diplomonadida; Hexamitidae
Product: Heat shock 70kD protein binding protein
Exons: 1
Coding region: 1-882 (293 amino acids)
Molecular function (GO): Hsp70 protein binding
Source: RefSeq, a predicted model, not a curated record